Suillus paluster is the source of this 782-nucleotide messenger RNA. RefSeq lists its product as uncharacterized. The record is from RefSeq and is a predicted model, not a curated record. The transcript has 3 exons. Lineage: Eukaryota; Fungi; Basidiomycota; Agaricomycetes; Boletales; Suillaceae. The coding region runs from base 74 to 370 and encodes 98 amino acids.
AGCCACACGAGGCAUGUGAACUUUCAGGCAUCAUCUCUCUCAAAAUCCAUUUAAGCUGCAUAACUAAACAAUCAUGGGUCACAGAACCUGCCGCCCGGUUCCCAUGAAGCUCUCAGCACUCUUGUUUGUCCUGGCCUCUGCCUUGACCGUGUUGGCUGCACCCAUUUAUAUUGGGAUAGGCGGUGACUUGUCGGUAGCAAGGACCGCGUUCGAGGGCGCUCGUGAGGUAUGUGAAUUACGAUCGUCGUCUGUGUGCGGCAGUUCAUCCGCCCACUCUCAGUCUGGUUGGGAGGUCACAGGCCGGCAACGGGACGCCCAGUCCGGUUUGGCAGACAAAGACUGGAAACGGGACGCGCCCACAGACGAGUAAAUGUGGAAUAAUGUAGAAGUGAUGAACAGAAUGAUCUCUAAUAUAUCCCUUAAUUCAUCACCUUUCCUUUUUUAUUCUUCCAUUUCAUUCACUUGUUAUAGUCUUAAAUGGACACACAAGUCUCGUCUUCGCUUUGAACUAUGCUUUUAAUCAAUCUGGUCACCCGCAUUUCUUCCUCAUUCCACCAUGACAAAACCACGCGGUAUGCGAGGCUACUACAUAUCCCCUGUCGCGACAUUGGCAAUGAUGGCCUUGAUUCGGACUAGUAUAUUGGGCCUUAUCUUCAGUGUUGCUAUCUUUUCGUGCUGUCAACAUGAAUCGACUGGAUAAGUGAUUAUAGUAAUAAGGAAGCUGAACACAAUUAGUGGUCCGAAAGAAGUGGACGAAAUACCAAAACGAGGGCUCUUGAGGU